This is a messenger RNA of Dendronephthya gigantea, 758 nucleotides long. Its product is annotated as hemagglutinin/amebocyte aggregation factor-like. The record is from RefSeq and is a predicted model, not a curated record. The transcript has 5 exons. NCBI's taxonomy places the organism in Eukaryota, Metazoa, Cnidaria, Anthozoa, Malacalcyonacea, Nephtheidae. The coding region runs from base 153 to 656 and encodes 167 amino acids.
AGUUGCUUAUAAAAAAGCUCAGAAGAUUUCUGCUUUGUCAUUUCUGGUUGGCUUCAGCAAGAUACAAGUCAUACAACUGGCAAACUUGCAAGACACCUCAAGCUUUCUCAAGCAAAAAAUUACCAUUUCAGUACGUGAACACCACGACCACGAUGAAAGUGAUGCUGGCAUUUUUGUUGCUACUUGUUCAUGCAAUGAGCAUUAUGGCUGGGACAAACUUUGAUGGUGAAUGGACAAUUCAAUGCCCAGCAGGUCAAUCAAUUUAUCACGUCAGCAGUGUCCAUAGCAACCAUCAUGAAGAUCGGUCGUGGACUUUCACCUGCAGAGCUAACUCAAAAAUUACGAAUAAUUGCCAAUGGUCAGGGUUUGUGAAUUCGUAUGAUCACGAAAUAAUAUACCAAUGUCCAAGUGGACUCAUCUCAGGUGUACAUUCUCGACACAGUAAUCAUCACGAAGACAGACAAUUUAAUUACAAAUGUUGUCGUACAACAAGUAAUGCUUUACGUCAUUGUUCCUGGACUGGCUACGUCAAUAACUGGGAUGCCUAUAUGAAUUAUCAUGCGCCAUGGAACAAAUUUCUUGUUGGGAUGAAUAGCCAUCACAACAAUGGAAAAGAGGACAGAAUAUGGAGAUUCCUCGUCUGUGGAAUAGCCUAAUUGAUUUUUGUUACACGGGACAUUGAAGACAUUCCAAUAUUUCAUGUAGUAGCUAUAAACCUCGGUGUUAGAUGCAAUAAAUAGCAUUAUAAAGACAUAAAA